Molecule: messenger RNA, 575 nt
Organism: Ceratosolen solmsi marchali
Lineage: Eukaryota; Metazoa; Arthropoda; Insecta; Hymenoptera; Agaonidae
Exons: 4
Coding region: 132-575 (147 amino acids)
Source: RefSeq, a predicted model, not a curated record
UGGUGGGGGGAGGGGCACGAGAAUUCGCGGCUCUUAGAAAAAGCGAGUAUCUAUAAACUCGGCGGAAGGAAGCGAUAAAUCAAGGCCGGUGAAGCUCCAGAGCCUUCGAGUCCACAAACUUCAUAAAUUAUAUGAAGCGCAACACCAAGCCCGUCGUCAGGUUCAAAAUAUAUCCAAAGACCCACUACAUCGGUCGAUGUACGGAAUUGCCUGCGCCUAUUAUCACAAGCACCGGCCGAUAUAACGAUCGUCACCGCAAGCACACGGCAUUCGCUGAGAACGACCGCUACAAGCGCAGGUCAACAACAUCUGGAGUGAAACAGCGGUGUUACCGUGGCAGAGCCUCGCGUACCGAGAGUGGGACGAGCGGUAGCGAGGAAACCUACGAGAGCGCCCCAGCCGAGGUUGCCAAGGCACUCGCAGCUUUCCGCAAGUGCGACGAGUUUCUACAGAGACAUAGGAUCAGGCCUGAAUUCUUCUGCAGGUACAGAGAAAGGCUGGCGCUUCAGGCUUGGCUGUUGCAACGCGUCACCGCCAAGGCUUCCAGAAAUGUUUUCGAUAGUAAGGGCAAGUAA